CGAACAAAAGAAAGAGAGGAAAAGCAAAGAGAGAUAAAAAUAAAAAAGGGGAAUAGUUUGAAGAGAAGUGUGGGAAGUUGGAAUGAAACCACAAAGGGACAGCAGAAAGAGGUGCAUGAUGGUUUUGAAAACCCACCACCCCACAAAAUCGCAACGUCCGAUUAAUUUGUUGAAGAUAUUUUAAACAAGAAAAUUAAAAUGAAAAAGAAAAGUAAAGAUGUCUGCUGCUGCCAAACAAUAGAAAAAACCAAAGGGAUGCAAAGUUCAAAAAUCAUUAUUUAAUGUAAGCUAAAAGUUAACCAAACUUUGAUGCUGUAUCUGGCGGAGACUUGGCCGCCGGCUUCCGCUUGUUCUUGUUGAUAUUGUCUUAUUGGCUCAACAUAUUUAGUUGAUGUUAUCGUAUAAUCAAGUGCUGUGCGGGGGAGCUGCUCUGCUGCCUCAUUAUGGAUUCUUCCUCUCCAGAUAAGCCCAAGAAUUCGUGCCGAUCGCCGCUCUCCCGAACCCGUAGUAGGCGUCAAAGUCGCACAGGCACUGCGGUGGUUGUGGUGGCGGCGCUUCUCGUUUCUACCACCGCAUGGCUCUCUCUUGUAUUCUCCGGAACCACCGCCCGUUGCUUGCACCGCUUUAGGAGGAGCCCCGCAAUCUCCUCCUGGCCUCCUCCUCCUCCUGCUUCGCCUCUCCUCCAAUUGCAUUUGGGCCGCAAUCGCAGUCUUUCCGAGGAGCAUUGCGAACCGGCAGUCCAUCAUAUGAUGUUUGGCAUAGCCGGAUCCUCUCAGCUAUGGAAACGUCGAAAGGAAUUCCUGAGGCUUUGGUGGCGCUCUGACGACCUGAGAGGCUACGUGUGGCUUGAAGAAGGCGUGGCGCAAGAGGACUGGGACGAUUCCUUGCCGCAAAUCAUGAUCUCCGAGGACACCUCCCGCUUCCGCUAUACCAACCCCACCGGCCACCCUUCAGGACUCCGCAUCUCCCGCAUUCUCUUGGAGACCUUUCGCCUUGGAUUGCCCGGCGUCCGCUGGUUCGUUCUUGGGGACGACGACACCGUUUUCAAUGUGGACAAUCUGGCUCUUGUCCUCAGCAAGUAUGACUCUUCCCAGAUGGUCUACGUAGGUGCUCCGUCCGAGAGCCACUCUGCCAACACCUAUUUCAGCCACUCCAUGGCCUACGGAGGCGGUGGUAUUGCCAUCAGUUAUCCACUGGCGGAGGCGCUUUCCAACGUUUUAGACGAUUGCAUCGACCGAUAUCAUAAACUCUACGGGAGCGACGAUCGCCUCCAUGCCUGCAUUUCUGAGCUCGGCGUUCCUUUGUCCAGAGAACAAGGCUUCCACCAGUGGGAUAUUAGAGGGAAUGCUCAUGGUCUUCUAUCUUCGCACCCGGUUGCACCCUUUGUGUCCAUUCAUCAUGUGGAAGCUGUUGAUCCGUUCUACCCUGGCCUGAGCUCUUUGGACAGUUUACAACUGUUCGCUAAAGCUAUGACUGUUGAUCCCGUGAGCUUUUUGCAGAGGUCAAUUUGUUAUGACCAUGCUCGCCACCUUUCCUUUUCCAUUUCUCUUGGAUAUGUCAUUCAAGUUUUUCCAACCAUUGUGCUUCCUGAUGUACUCGAGCGCUCAGAAACUACUUACUCUGCUUGGAACAAAAUCAGAGAUCGCAGUGAAUUUGAUUUGGAUACCAGAGCUCCUCAUAGAUCUAUUUGUAAAAGGCCUGUCCUCUUUUUCUUAAAAGAUAUAUCAAAACUAGGCAACACUACGCAUGGUUCAUAUGCACGGGCCAGGAUGAAAGAUGAUUUUAAAAGAAAAAUUUUAUGUUUUCCGCGUUCACCUCCUCUGCCUUACGUAGAGAAUAUUCAGGUGCUUGGCUAUUCUGUGGCGAACAAGUGGCAUUUGGCACCACGUCGUCUAUGUUGUAAACUGAAUCGAACUAGUGAUGAACUACUUACGUUAUCAGUUGGGCAGUGUGGGAAGGGAUCUUCUGGUUCUUUUAAGGAUUCUGUUUGAUUGUGAUAUGCGGUUGAAGAAGGGCCAUUAGGACUCUCUUAAGCUUUGUAUCAUCCAACACCAUUGACUUGCAGGUGUUAGUGGCAUGCUAACAAAAUGCAGAUAUGAGAAUCCAGCUUUGUACAAAUUGAGUCUAAGAUGAGCUUGCAAAUGCGACUUACAUUCUUUGCCUUCCUUUUUUCAUCAGAAGGUACAUAAUCAUUAACCGCUAUUUGAUUUUGGAAGUUGCUAACAAAUUGUGGUGUUACUUUGGUUAGUUUACUUAUGAAAUGCAGAAGAUUCAUUUUUUCU
Messenger RNA from Mercurialis annua (annual mercury), 2282 nucleotides. RefSeq lists its product as uncharacterized. The record is from RefSeq and is a predicted model, not a curated record. NCBI's taxonomy places the organism in Eukaryota, Viridiplantae, Streptophyta, Magnoliopsida, Malpighiales, Euphorbiaceae. Gene Ontology annotation, molecular function: acetylglucosaminyltransferase activity. The coding region runs from base 444 to 1991 and encodes 515 amino acids. The transcript is spliced from 3 exons.